Molecule: messenger RNA, 2233 nt
Organism: Fragaria vesca subsp. vesca
Lineage: Eukaryota; Viridiplantae; Streptophyta; Magnoliopsida; Rosales; Rosaceae
Product: ABC transporter G family member 11-like
Exons: 8
Coding region: 53-2233 (726 amino acids)
Cellular component (GO): membrane
Molecular function (GO): ABC-type transporter activity; ATP binding; ATP hydrolysis activity
Source: RefSeq, a predicted model, not a curated record
AUUGAUAACACACCGUGGCUUUUAACCUAAGAAACUGAGAGCUGCCAUUUCCAUGGAGCAUUCUUCUUCUCCAGCGAGCUUUCCAAGAUGGGCACCAAGUCCAAGCCCCUCAAGAGGAUUGUUACUAUCACCACCUGUGGAAGACGCCAAGAUCAAGUCGAGUAGUGCUGCUGUUCAUGACUCUGCAGAAGAUGCGGUAUCCUUGUCAUGUUCUAGCAUGGAGAGGAUCUUCCCAUUUGGCAUUGGAUUCAAAAGCACUACUGCUGCUGUUACUGCUUAUGGUUCUGCUGUGGAAACGUCACUAGAAGCUGAAAAUGCUCAUGCCCCAAGGAAGGAUGGUGCUAGUGCUACUCAUGUAGUGGAGCUCGGGCCAAGAGAGAACGGUGCUUCUUUGACAUGGGACGACUUGUGGGUCGGAGUAAGUGAUGGGAAAGGUGGGCAGAAGAUGAUUUUGCAGGGGCUUACUGGGUUUGCUCAGCCCGGUGAGGUUUUGGCCAUUAUGGGUCCUUCUGGCUGUGGCAAAUCUACCCUUUUGGAUGCUUUGGGAGGAAGGCUAAGUUCAAGCACACAGCAGAAAGGGAAGAUCCUAAUCAAUGGCCACAAAGAAACUCUUGCCUUUGGAACCUCAGCAUAUGUGACACAAGAUGACACACUAAUGACAACCUUAACAGUAACGGAAGUUGUGUACUACUCAGCUCAACUACAACUCCCUAACUCCAUGUCGAAAACAGAAAAGAAGGUAAGAGCAGAGACGACAAUAAAGGAAAUGGGUUUGCAAGACUCCAUGGACACAAGAAUUGGAGGUUGGGGCAAAAAGAGCCUCAGUGGCGGGCAAAAGAGAAGAGUUAGCAUCUGCAUUGAGAUCUUGACUCGUCCAAAGCUUCUCUUCCUUGAUGAGCCUACUAGUGGACUAGACAGUGCAGCAUCUUAUCAUGUCAUGAGCCGCAUUAUUAAACUGGCUCACCACGAUGGAAUGACAAUUGUUGCGUCAAUUCAUCAACCUAGCAGUGAAGUUUUUGAGCUUUUCCAAAAUCUUUGCCUUCUCUCAUCUGGUAGAAUAGUCUAUUUUGGCCCUGCUUCACAGGCAGAGGAGUUUUUUGCUUCAAAUGGCUUUCCAUGCCCAACUUUGAGAAAUCCAUCAGAUCACUACCUGAGAACUAUUAACAAGGACUUUGACACUGACAUUGAACAAGGCCUUGGUGGAAAAACAAGAACAGAGGAAGCAAUUGAUAUUCUCAUAAAUUCAUACAAGUCUUCAAGUACAUUCAAGCAACUUCAUGACCAGGUUGCUAAAAUUUGCCAACAGAAACGUGGAGCUCUAGAGAAGGGAAGUCAAGCCAACUUCAUGACUCAAUGCCUGGUUUUGACAAGGAGAUCCUUUGUGAACAUGUAUCGCGAUCUAGGCUACUACUGGCUUCGUCUUUUCAUUUACAUUUCCUUGUGCUUAUGUGUUGGGACUAUCUAUCAUGAAAUUGACACCAGUUAUGACUCGAUACAGGAUAGAGCAACAAGUCUGAUGUUCGUUGCAGCAUUCUUAACUUUCAUGGCAAUAGGUGGAUUUCCUUCUUAUGUAGAGGACAUGAAGAUCUUCCGGCGAGAAAGACUAAACGGGCACUACGGUGUUGCUGCAUUUGUUGUUGGAAACUCAUUUUCCUCCAUUCCAUACUUAUUGAUGAACUCUGUAAUUCCUGGAGCAAUAGUAUUUUUCCUUGUUGGCCUUCAGCAGACCUUUGACCACUUCGCCUAUUUUGCAUUGGUUCUGUUUGUUACUCUGCUGUUGGUUGAGAGCCUGAUGAUGAUUGUAGCAAGCAUUGUGCCAGAUUUCCUCAUGGGCGUUAUCACAGGUUCUGGAAUUCUAGGAAAGAUGCUGUUGGCUGGUGGUCUCUUUCGAAAACCUCAUGAUCUUCCAAAUUUCUUCUGGAGAUAUCCAAUGUACUAUAUUGGAUUUCACAAGUAUGUAAGUCAAGGAUUCUACAAGAAUGAGUUUGAAGGACUAACAUUCCCCAAUAAUCAAGCAGGAGGGUCACUCAUCAUUACUGGUGAAGAAAUAUUGAAGAAUAUUUGGGAAAUGGAGAUGAGUUACUCUAAGUGGGUUGAUCUUGCCAUUUUGUUUGGAAUGGUGAUUCUUUACAGGCUCUUGUUCUUUGGAAUCAUCAAGGCAAGUGAAAAGGUCACGCCAAUUAUCAAAGCUUUUAUGGUUCGCGUAACAGUUAAAGAUAACUCAUCUGCCUAG